GAAAAUCCUUUAGGACUCAGUCCUCCUCUCGAGACAGAAACUGCCCUUAAACUGUCGCUCACCGCAGCACAACCGGGCAUUCCUACGGGUCCAUUGGAGACCCGAGUGGUGGGUCCGAGUGCUAUAGUGGUCGAGUGGGGCAAACCAGAGACAGACGGCGGCGCACCUCUACUUAGUUAUGUGGUGGCGGCCAGAGAUGUGAGGAGAACCAUGUGGAUGGAGGUCGGUCACGUGAGCGCUGAUACCCAACGAUUACAAAUCAAGGAUUUACAAGAAGGACACGAAUAUAUGGUGAGAAUUCUGGCCCGAAAUGAAGUGGGACUCAGCGACCCCUUG
This is a messenger RNA of Medioppia subpectinata, 336 nucleotides long. The record is from the annotation of a GenBank genome assembly. NCBI's taxonomy places the organism in Eukaryota, Metazoa, Arthropoda, Arachnida, Sarcoptiformes, Oppiidae.